GAUUAUUUAUAUAAAAUGGAAGCUAAUAAUAAAAAGAGAAAGAUGUCAAUAAAGCGGACAGAAAGUCAAAUUAGUAACCACUCUGUAAAAUGGAAAGAUCCAGUCUUGAGUCCAACAUUCCAUGACGUGCAGAUCGAGCAGGUUCAUAUAGUUGAACCAUCAACUGGUAUUGUUACUUUUAAUGAAGCACAAUCAAUUGAUCGACAUUCAGCAGGAGAUAGAAGUAGUGCUGGAUUAAAAAUGGUUGCUCCUCCACCGAGUGAAGAAGGUUCUCUGGGAACAAACAGUGAUGAUCGCCAAGUAUUUCGUGACAAUUAUCUUUAUGAUCCAAAUAAAAGAGUACCUAGUGGGUUGAUAAAAAUUGUUGAAGGAAAAAGACCAAUGACAGAUUCAUCCAUUAGAUGGGCCAAUCCUGAACACCCUUCUACCGUACCUCUUGUCAAUCUUCCGCUGGAACCUUUAGGCACAGCUAUACCAAGAGAUCGGUCCGUCCAUACACGACAACAAAGUAGACAACAAUCAUCGGCAGCUGAGCAAAGACAUCGACAAAAAAUUGCCAUUAUUCGACAUAUGCAACGAUUACAAACUGGCGAAAGUCCUCAACAAAGAAGAUUAGUGAGUGGUGGAACGAAAAAACGACAGAGAGAAAGAUAUUAUGAGGUUGCUCCUGGAGUCAUACUAACUGAACUACCACCUGAUGAACAUCCUCAAACUGCUCCUAGUAAUGAAUAUGGAUAUGGUCUAAAUGAGGAAAUCAUUGAUGAAUUAUACAAUGGCAGAGCAAAAACUGUACCACAUGUAACAAAGUCUAUUAUAUGGACAGCAAAAAAUAGAAUAGCAAGCAGUCGAGCUGUGAGCAGUAAUUCAUCGAGGUGGAGAAAUAAUGAACUAAUGGACAUGGAAUCAAAUAGAAAAGCAAAUGUCUUUAUUAAAAUGCCAUUCAAGCAAUCUCCAUUUAUUACUAUGAACCCGGAAAAACAAGAAAUGAUUGAUGAUAUUGUACGGCCAGGUUAUGAAUUGAGAUUAACCACAGCUUUCACAAUAUCAAGAGUAAAGAGAGGAUUGAAGUUAAUGAAUGAUCCCAUUAAUAUAGAGAAUAAUAAAGCUGGGAAAUUAUUAAAGGGACGAUUAAAGCCACUCUGUCCUGUCAAGUUACCAGGCCCAACAAUCAGAAAAUGUCAAGGAAUUCAACCUGAAGCUCAUGUGCAAAAGAAGAGUGAAGGAUACACCCCAAGUCCAAGUAGACAGAGACAAUUGAAAGAUCGAUUAAAUAAGGCAUAUGAAGAACAUAGAUCAAGAAAAGCUGAAUAUGAAAGAAGAAUGAUAAGAGCUCAAUCUGCUACAUCUAGAGAAUCUGUUCACAGGACAUCACCUGAACCAUCGGAAUAUGCAAACAUCUUAGAUCAAGACAUAAUCUUGAAUGAAAGAACAGGAUUGGAUGAAAAUUAUUCUGUGAACGACAAUAUGAUGUCUGUAUCGAAUCAACUUGAUUCUAUGCAUAUUGAGAGUGGAGUUAUAUUUUAACGAAGGAAAAGAUUGUGCAAAAUAGUUAUACCAUGACACUGUGAGCAAGCUAUGUUAUUUCAAAACGAUACAAACCUUUAAGCGACACUCGUAAUUGAGGUGAAGCAUUUCCUCUUUCUUAUUUCUAACAUUAUAAUUUCCCAAUGAUGCAAAUGAGCUAGUCAAUCUGAGAAUAUUACCUAGUUAAAUUUCACUGUUGUAUAGUCACCACAACUUUAAUGUGCUUCAAUUUUCAUAAAUUGUUUUUUCCUUUUUUUAAAUUACCAUAUACGUGAUCUAAUUAAAAUUCUAAUUAGGUCAAUUUAGAUUAAUAUAGACUUAAGAAUGAGUUUACCGAAAUAUUCAUCAAUAUUUUCAUAUAUUUUGAAUAUUUAAAUUUCGCAAACUACUUCCCCAAUAGUAAAAUAUUUUUUUAAAUGCCAUGAAUUUAUAUAUACCUCAAUGUGUGUUUAUAAUGAUAUAUUUAGGUUUGAGUGCUGUUUUUCUUGUGUGUGCCUUUCAGAUUCUUUCUAUAUUUAUAACUCAUGCCAUAUUGUCACUGAUUAGUUCACUUUGAAUGUUUUUUCUGCUGUGUUACCAAGCCAUAUGAUUUUUAUUAUUAUUACUUUUCUUGCCUUAUGUCACUUACUUUAUAACCUGGAACCAAAAAACGUAAAGAAAGGACCAUUGGAGAUUUGUAGUCCAUAAAAUUAGUAGUAAAUUCUUCUGGCAAAUUAAUUAAUGUACGUACUGGUAAUCAUUAUUUGAGCUAUCUAUUAUUGCAGUGUAUACCAAUGUCUA
Styela clava is the source of this 2304-nucleotide messenger RNA. RefSeq lists its product as uncharacterized. The record is from RefSeq and is a predicted model, not a curated record. NCBI's taxonomy places the organism in Eukaryota, Metazoa, Chordata, Ascidiacea, Stolidobranchia, Styelidae.